Talaromyces amestolkiae is the source of this 2310-nucleotide messenger RNA. RefSeq lists its product as uncharacterized. NCBI's taxonomy places the organism in Eukaryota, Fungi, Ascomycota, Eurotiomycetes, Eurotiales, Trichocomaceae. Gene Ontology annotation, molecular function: ribonucleoprotein complex binding; protein binding. The transcript has a single exon. Gene Ontology annotation, biological process: ribosome biogenesis; maturation of LSU-rRNA from tricistronic rRNA transcript (SSU-rRNA, 5.8S rRNA, LSU-rRNA). Gene Ontology annotation, cellular component: PeBoW complex; preribosome, large subunit precursor. The coding region runs from base 1 to 2310 and encodes 769 amino acids. The record is from RefSeq and is a predicted model, not a curated record.
AUGGCCUCCGGAAAGGUAUCCAAGAAACGCAAGGCUGUCACUCGCGAUGUCGAGCCCGACACAAGCAUUGUUUCCGGCGAAGAAUUGAACAAUCUGGACCUUUCUGACGGUGCUCACGACCUGUCGUCCGACGAAAGCGAUUCGGAGGUCGAAAUUAUCAAUGAGUUUAGUGAUGAUGAAGAGGAAAUCGAAUCCGAAAUCGACAGCGAUGAAGUCCCGUCUGAUAUUGAAAUUGAGGCUAAGAAAAGAACUGAAGAUGAAGACGAUUUUGAUCAGCCCAAUUAUAGAGUCGAGAUAGACGCCAACGGAAACGAGCGAUACGUGUAUGACGAGAUCAACCCAGACGAUAAUUCGGACUACUCAGAUGCAGAUGACAACGCUAACACAAUCGGCAAUAUCCCUCUUUCGUUUUACGAUCAAUACCCUCACAUCGGCUAUGACAUCAAUGGAAAGAAGAUCAUGCGUCCCGCCAAGGGCGAGGCAUUGGAUGCUCUGCUAGACAGCAUUGAGAUUCCUAAGGGCUGGACAGGUCUUACCGAUCCCUCCACAGGAAAACCUUUAGAGCUCAGCCAAGAUGAACUCGAAUUGCUUCGAAAGGUUCAAAUGAACGAGAUUCCCGAGGAAGGUUACAAUCCUUACGAGCCCACCGUCGAAUGGUUCACCAGCAAAGAGGAAAUCAUGCCUCUCAGCGCAGCCCCAGAACCCAAACGCCGAUUCGUUCCUUCCAAGCACGAAGCCAAGCGUGUAAUGAAGAUUGUCCGUGCUAUUCGAGAAGGGCGGAUCCUCCCCUAUAAGCCUCCCGCAGAAGAAGAUGAGGCAGAUGACGGUUUGACUCGCUACGAUAUCUGGGCAGACGAAGCUCCACGACCCGACCACAUCAUGAACGUCCCAGCGCCCAAAUUGCCUCCUCCCGGGUAUGAGGAGAGUUAUCAUCCACCUCCAGAAUACCUGCCGGAUAAGAAAGAGCGAAAAGCUUGGGAAGAGGCAGACGAGGAAGACCGUGAGAGAGAAUAUUUACCCACGGACUACGCGGCUUUGCGAAAAGUACCUGGUUACGAGAGCUUUGUCAAAGAGAAGUUUGAGCGUUGUUUGGACUUGUAUCUUGCUCCUAGGGUUAGGAGAAGCAAACUCAACAUCGACCCUGAAAGUCUACUUCCUAAGUUGCCGAGUCCGGAUGAGCUCAAACCCUUCCCUACAGCAUGCGCAACUCUUUUUAGAGGCCACACGGGCCGUGUACGAUCUGUAUCGAUUGACACAACUGGACAAUGGUUAGCUAGUGGAGGUGAUGAUGGAACAGUGCGUGUUUGGGAAAUUCUGACAGGUCGUCAGCUCUGGUUUGCCAAAAUCAGUGAUGAUGAACCUAUCAAUGUCGUUCGCUGGCGUCCUGGUCAAGAUGCUGUCGUACUCUGCAUUGCUUGCGGAGAUGAUCUUCAUCUUGCCGUGCCUCAGAUCGUCAACCCGGAGCUCGAAAAAGCCAGUCUCGAACUUCUUGAUGCUGGUUGGGGUUACGCAGCAAACAAGUCUUCUACCAAGAAUGGGGACGCAGAUUCAAAGAGUACUCCUACAAACUGGAUCCGACCAUCGUCAGAGCUGGCUGAGUCUGGAGUGUGUAUCACUAUACCCUUGCGCUACGUUGCCAAGUCUGUCUCAUGGCAUCGCCGUGGUGACUACUUUGUUACCGUCUGCCCCGGAUCUUCUACGCCCGCAAGCCAAGCUAUUGCAAUCCACACAGUUUCGAAACACGUCACCCAAAACCCCUUCAGGCGUCGACUCAAGGGCGGUGGCCCCCCUCAAGCUGCUCAUUUCCAUCCAUCCAAGCCUAUUCUCUUCGUCGCCAAUCAACGCUCGAUCCGUGCCUAUGACCUGUCUCGUCAGCUCCUGGUCAAAAUCCUACAGCCUGGUGCGCGGUGGAUCUCCUCCUUCGAUAUCCACCCACACUCCUCUUCAACCUCUGGCGGCGACAAUCUCAUUGUUGGAUCCUACGAUCGUCGACUCCUAUGGCACGACGUUGACCUAUCUGCACACCCAUACAAGACCCUCCGUUACCACAGCAAAGCCAUCCGAGCAGUCAAGUUCCACCCUAGCGGCCGUUACCCCUUGUUCGCUGACGCCAGUGAUGACGGCUCUCUACAAAUCUUCCACGGCAGCGUUACUGGUGACAUGCUUAGUAACGCCAGCAUUGUUCCACUUAAGGUGUUGCGUGGUCACAAAAUUACUGGCGAGUUGGGUAUUUUGGAUGUCGAUUGGCACCCUACUCAGCCGUGGUGCGUGUCUGCGGGUGCAGAUGGAACUUGUCGCCUGUGGUGCUAA